Molecule: messenger RNA, 1237 nt
Organism: Vespa velutina
Lineage: Eukaryota; Metazoa; Arthropoda; Insecta; Hymenoptera; Vespidae
Product: 40-kDa huntingtin-associated protein-like
Exons: 9
Coding region: 146-1006 (286 amino acids)
Biological process (GO): vesicle cytoskeletal trafficking
Cellular component (GO): early endosome
Molecular function (GO): protein binding
Source: RefSeq, a predicted model, not a curated record
AGUCUUAUGCCAUUUAAUAAUGUUUCACUGCAUAAUUACGCAAAAUCGAUGAUUCAUACACUUCAUAGUAUAUUAUUGUAUAAACGAUAUUUGUCGUAGUAGGCCGACCUUUACAUUUAUUUUACUACAUAAAUGUGAUAAAAAUAUGUCAUCUUCUAUAAAUCUAUUUGUAACUUCACAUCGAAUGGACAUAAACUUGCUUUCAGAGAAUCACAUGACACAACGAGAACAAAUCAUGUCUCAAAUCAAUCAAGGACAAAAGUGCGGAGAAACAACAGAUAUUUUAACAAGAUAUCAAAUUAUAUCUAACAAACUUAAAAAACGUUUUCUGAGAAAACCUAACGUCACAGAAGCCAGUGAUCAGUUUUGUGCCUUGGCUGUUGAAUCCGAACAGAAGGAAUUAUGGCAAUAUGCGGGUUUAUGUUACUUAGCAGCAGCUAGAUGUCAUGGAACAUUAAAAAAUACUUCUUCUGAAAUCAAUCUCCUGAUAAAAGCUGGCAGACAGUUUCUAACUGCUGAGAAAAAAAAUAAUGAUAUUGGUUGUCCUUCUUUAGGGCAAGAAAACAUGCUGGCUGCUGUCAGCUGUUUUAGUCAUUCUUCAUUGCGUUGCAGUAAUCAAAUGGGAUUUAAUACAUUAUCGGCAGGACUAGCAAUAGAAUUAGCAUUAUCAUUGGGUGCUAAUUCAGCUGGAAUUCAACAAUUACGGAAAUCGAUUGAUACUUUCCCAACUCCAAAAGCUAUUAAUACUUUAAUAUCUUUUUAUAUUGAACAAGGCGAUUAUGUCACUGCUUUAAAUGUUCUCAAUGAAUUCGUGGAAUUUGUAAAAGCUUAUAUCAAUAUUGGUAUAAGAGGCAAUUACAAUGUUAUUUUACGUCGAUGUGAAAUAACUAGAGUUCUUUUACUUUUGAUUCUUCAACCAUCACCUAAAAGGCUAGCACCGUCGUUGGUGCAAGUUUUAGAGAAGUAUGCAUGGAUUGAGGAAGGUACAAACAAUGGUUUGUCUUGAUAUGAACGAGGAUGAACUUUUAUUACUGCAAUCAUUGGUACUUGCGUGUCAAUCGCGAGAUUUUCAAAUAUUAUUUGAAUUAGAAGGUGAAUUAUGGCCAUAUUUAAAUGCAGAACAAAAGGAAUUAUUGUACAAGUUAAUUAAAGUAUUGACAUUACAGUGAAUAUGUUAUAAUUAUCUAUAAAUAUGUAUAUAAUUAAUAUUUAAUAAAAUCCCAAUUUUUUUAUUGUU